This is a messenger RNA of Numida meleagris (helmeted guineafowl), 587 nucleotides long. It is a transcript of the gene DAZAP2, whose product is annotated as DAZ associated protein 2. The record is from RefSeq and is a predicted model, not a curated record. NCBI's taxonomy places the organism in Eukaryota, Metazoa, Chordata, Aves, Galliformes, Numididae.
AGCGCCGUGCGUGCGGCGCCCACUUCCGGCCCGCCGCCCGCCGCAGUGACAGGCAGCAGGCAGCGCGCGGCGCGGGCACAGCGGGACGGCCGUCCCCCGCCUCCGCCAUGAACGGCAAAGGGCAGUACCCCACGCAGCCCUCCUACCCCGUGCAGAGUGCCGCCAACCCCCCCGUGUACCCGCAGACCGUGCCCCUGCCGCAGCCCCCGCCGUACACCGACGCUCCUCCCGCGUACUCCGAGGAUUUUUUGCUGCUCCGCCCGGUCCCCAUGAUCUGUCCUGCGAGAAUUGAAGUGAACUCUGAGCGCUUUUUUUUUGGAGCGAAGGUGGCACAGAGCCCCCAGCUCUACCGUCCCAGCUUCGUCCCUCUGGGGGCUGCCACCGUCCCCACGAUGUCGGCAGCGUAUCCGGGCGCGUCCGUCUUCCUGCCCGUGGCCCAGUCCGUGGCCGUGGGGCCCAUCGCUUCCUCCGUCCCCAUGGCGUACUACCCCGUGGGGCCCGUCUACCCGCCGGGCUCCACUGUCCUGGUGGAGGGCGGCUUUGAUGCUGGAGCGAGGUUUGGGGCCGGAGGCACCGCCAGCAUCCCU